Messenger RNA from Pimephales promelas (fathead minnow), 2640 nucleotides. It is a transcript of the gene cacng3b, whose product is annotated as calcium voltage-gated channel auxiliary subunit gamma 3b. Gene Ontology annotation, biological process: regulation of AMPA receptor activity; calcium ion transport; transmission of nerve impulse. The record is from RefSeq and is a predicted model, not a curated record. NCBI's taxonomy places the organism in Eukaryota, Metazoa, Chordata, Actinopteri, Cypriniformes, Leuciscidae. Gene Ontology annotation, molecular function: channel regulator activity; voltage-gated calcium channel activity. Gene Ontology annotation, cellular component: AMPA glutamate receptor complex; postsynaptic density membrane.
AGGAAAUCAUCGAAAAUGUCUGUGGCUCUUUAAAGACGUUCCUGUUCUCCAGGGACCGAUUUUUCAUGCAUCGCUUCUUACCCAUAUCUUUGCAUAUGAAGGCCUUAAGUAGCACAUUGGUUGAGCCAGGGGCGCUGUGCGGGGAGAAACUCCGAGAUUAGACGAAAGGCUUCGUCCAUUCAGCGCGGACAGCAGCAGCCAGCGCGCUCCCUCUGUGGGCGGUGUUUCAAACCAGCGGAUUCGGGAGGAACGUGGGAGCUGUCAUUGCUGUAAAACACAUUUGCGGGCACCAGCAUCACCGUUGACAGCAAUUACAAGUGCUGGGAUUAUGUUCAUUUAAACGACCACUUAUUGACAGGGUGCCUUCAUAACAUGCUGCUCCAUAUGUAAUCCAAUGUAUUUUUUUUUUAAUUCGCCAGCUCUGAAGGGGAAUUUUGGAGAGACAAGCUGAUCAUGAAGUGGGAUAUUUUACUCUUCUCUUGUCUUUUAGAGAAAAAUAACGGAUGCUUCCGUUGAACGAAGGUAUUUUCCACUGGAUUAACAAGGGACAGUAUUUUUGAUACUUAAUUUCCGUGCAUAAAUACUAAUCUAUUGCCGUUUACGGGAAACAACGUUGUUUUUUAUGAAGUCACGGGCGAAACAUCGUGUCAUUCGUAUAGCCUAGUACCUCAAUUUCAAAAUGCUGUGGUGCUGAUGAGAGACUGUUCCUCGAUAACAGUUUUUUUUUAUUUUCACAACCCACAAUGAGAAACAAAUAGCUCUCCGCUUAAGCGAUGGAAACACUGUGACUGAGGCUUCUACUGAACUUGAGAAGCAGCAACAGCGACUGCACGUCUCGACACCCCAGAAAUCAACACAUAAUAUGGUAUGAGCUUCUGAAGUCGAUUGGAGCAUGGAGUCCGCACACCAGGCAGGUUAGGAGGUUUUGCGAGACACACUAAGAACCUUGUAUUGACCCCCCAUCCUGAAAUGAGGCAAAAUGUUGAUGUGUGACAGAGGAGUCCAAAUGCUCAUCACUACAGUGGGCGCUUUCGCCGCGUUCAGCCUGAUGACUAUCGCUGUGGGAACGGACUAUUGGCUGUACUCACGAGGAGUGUGCCGGGUCAAAAGUAAUAACGAGAACGAGACGAGCAGGAAGAAUGAGGAAGUCAUGACCCAUUCGGGGCUCUGGAGAACCUGCUGUCUGGAAGGAACAUUUCGAGGUGUCUGUAAGAAGAUUGACCACUUUCCAGAGGAUGCAGAUUAUGAGCAGGAUGCAGCAGAGUAUUUACUACGAGCGGUGAGAGCGUCCAGCAUCUUCCCCAUCAUGAGCGUUGGACUUCUGUUCAUGGGAGGUUUGUGUGUGGCUGCCAGUGAGUUUUACAGGAGCAGACACAAUGUCAUCCUCAGUGCUGGAAUCUUCUUUGUCUCUGCUGGCCUAAGUAACAUCAUCGGCAUUAUCGUGUACAUAUCCGCCAAUUCAGGUGACCCGGGCCAGAGCGACUCGAAGAAGAGCUACUCGUACGGCUGGUCCUUCUACUUCGGCGCCCUGUCCUUCAUAAUGGCCGAGAUGGUGGGCGUGCUCGCCGUGCACAUGUUCAUCGAGAAGCACCGGAAGCUGCGUGCCAAAUCCCGCACUGAGCUGAUCAAAAAAUCAGCUUUCAGUCGCAUCCCCAGCUACCGCUACCGUUUCCGCCGGCGUUCCAGCUGCCGCUCCAGUGAGCCCGCCUCUCGUGACGCUUCGCCCAUGGGCAAGAGCGGGUACACGGGCCCCGCUGCGGCAGACAUCUCCAUGUACACCCUGUCCAGGGAUCCCUCCAAGGCGGCUAUGGGUGCCUUGCUCAACUCCGAGAGGGAGUUUUUGCAGGCUCACAACUCCAACGCUAAGGACUUCAAAGAUGCUGCCAACAGGAGGACCACUCCAGUCUGAGAGAGUAUAAGCACAGAGGAAGUGCCAUGGCCAAGACGUGACAACCACAGACUUGAGCUGGACCCCAGCAGGAAGAAGAAUUCACUCGAGGCCUGCAGGGCUAUAACCCUCUUUCUAUAACAGUAUACAGUAUAUAAAUAUAUAGAUGGUAAUUGUUAGAUCAUUGGUGCUUCCUUUUAAUCCUCAUUUUUUAGUCACUGUUUCUGUUGUUUCACACAUCCCUUCCCCUAAGGGCUACUCGAGUAGAAUGCUAGUCCUCUCCUCAGUGUCAUUCAUUUUCCCAUUGAAGUUCCUGAAGUGCACAAAGGUAGCCCAGCGAAACUGUGACGCCCUCUGAGGGAAGGAUUGUUUCCGCUUCUGACAGAUGAACCGAAAGGCUGUCCCGAUACUCGCCUUAUGCACAGCUCGGUAGCCCAUAGCUGUGAGUGCCGCCUCACAAUCACACGAUUGUAUACAAUUGUUGGUUUCUCUCCCGGGUUGGAACUUGAGCCCACAACUAGUGCCACUGUCUAAUGCUGAUCACCCCCACUCAUCCCACCUACACACUGCCCAGGAGCUACUUGGCCGGGCUCUGCAUGCCAUUCACACGGUUAUUCUUUAUUUAUUUAUUUUUUUAUUUUUUUACGUUCACUCCCAAUAUUUCCAUUUCAAACUCCCCAGAUUCCCUGGCAUAAACUUUUAUAACAGGGUUAAAGUGCUUGUUAUUAAAUAUUAUAUUUUAGCCCACCAAA